This is a messenger RNA of Monopterus albus (swamp eel), 3040 nucleotides long. RefSeq names its product SWI/SNF-related matrix-associated actin-dependent regulator of chromatin subfamily E member 1. Lineage: Eukaryota; Metazoa; Chordata; Actinopteri; Synbranchiformes; Synbranchidae. The coding region runs from base 738 to 2021 and encodes 427 amino acids. Gene Ontology annotation, cellular component: SWI/SNF complex. The record is from RefSeq and is a predicted model, not a curated record. The transcript has 11 exons. Gene Ontology annotation, biological process: negative regulation of DNA-templated transcription. Gene Ontology annotation, molecular function: nuclear receptor binding; nucleosomal DNA binding.
CGUCACUUUAGUGUAACAUGCUUGUCACCAUCAUAAUCUAUGGGGAUUUAUUGUUCUGAAUUGGCUCUGCAUGCUAAUAAUAUCUAAGCGAUGUCAUUUUCUUUUCAUCGAGAUAGCUAAGCUACGUGACCAUUUAGGUAGCCGUCAGUCUGCUGGUUAUUUAGACCAACUAACGCCAGUUAAACUGAGCACAGCUAGCCACACAUACAUCGAACAUAUAUUGUCAUUAUUGUAUAAUAAAGCUUAAGUUGUCUUAGGCACUUUAACUAUAUUUCUAGCUAGCUGGCGUGUGCUGCAGACUAGCCAACCCUAACGUUAGCUAAACCGAAACAACAGAUCAUUGCAGUUACAUUACUGGCUACUAGCUAACAUGAAAUACGUUACACGCCGAACGUUAGCUUGCUAAGUUACAGCUCCUUUUUGGAUCCUGCAGAGAUGUACGCUAACGCCAGAUACACUGGAAAGCAGUCAGUCAGGUUGUUGCCAGCUACCAGCGCUAUUUGGAUAUUAGUAUGUCCAAAUAGUCAUAGCACAGCUGGCAUUUAGCGUUAAUGUCACCGUAAAUAUAUCAGCGUUAUUAUUGAUAACGCUGUAACAAUCACAUUAAGCUAACUUCGACCUAACGUCGAUGAUAGAUAGGCUGCGUUAGCAAUCCAGCUGGCAUCGACUGGGCACCUCUUUGUUUUAUGCUGUAGCCAAUGACUGGAAUAGACUGAUACCAACUGCUCACUUCAGACAUGUCAAAGAGACCAUCCUAUGCUCCUCCCCCUCCCCCUGCCCCUACAACUCAAAUGCCCAACACUACCGGUUUUGUGGGGUACAACCCAUACAGCCAUCUGGCCUACAACAACUACAGACUGGGAGGGAGCCAAAGCAGCAACAGUCGGGUAACGAAUUCGUCUGGAAUUAAUAUCCCAAAGCCACCCAAGCCUCCUGACAAGCCACUGAUGCCAUAUAUGAGAUACAGUCGUAAGGUUUGGGAUCAAGUAAAAGCCUCCAAUCCUGAUCUGAAGCUAUGGGAAAUUGGGAAGAUAAUCGGUGGCAUGUGGAGGGACCUCACUGAUGAGGAGAAACAGGAUUAUUUGAAUGACUACGAAGCAGAGAAGAUUGAGUAUAAUGAGAGCAUGAAGGCCUAUCACAACUCGCCAGCCUACCUGGCCUACGUCAAUGCAAAAAGCCGCGCAGAGGCAGCUCUGGAAGAGGAGAGCCGCCAGAGGCAGUCCCGACUGGACAAGGGCGAGCCAUACAUGAGUAUUCAGCCAGCAGAGGAUCCCGAUGAUUAUGACGAUGGGUUUUCCAUAAAACAUUCAGCUGCUGCUCGUUUCCAACGUAACCACCGACUGAUCAGCGAGAUUCUCAGUGAGAGCGUAGUUCCAGAUGUGCGGUCAGUUGUUACCACGGCUCGCAUGCAGGUCCUCAAACGCCAGGUCCAGUCUUUGAUGGUCCACCAGAGAAAGUUGGAGGCAGAGUUGCUUCAGAUUGAAGACCGCCACCAGGACAAGAAAAGAAAAUUCAUUGAAGCCACAGAAUCAUUCACAAAUGAGCUCAAAAGGCUGUGCUGUAUGAAGGUGGAAGUGGACAUGGAGAAGAUAUCUGCAGAGAUCACUGCAGCAGAAGAGGCAGCCCGCAAACGAAUGGCAGAACGCGAGAAGGAUGCAGGAGAGCGAGGUGCUAGAGAGGCCCCCACCUGCGUCUUAGCAGAAGAAGAAAAGCACAUUUGUGCAACACAUGGCAACAAGACCCAGCAAAAUCCUCUGGGUGAAAGUAGCAACAAGGAAGGCGAGGACACGGAAUCCAGCACCACAAAUACACCAGGGAAACCAAAAGCCCCAGAAGAGCUUGAGGCCCACCCAGGCAGUGAGGAAGGAGCAUCAGAGGACAAGGAGAGCGUCCCAGAGGGAGCCAUGGAGGAGGGAACCAGUGACAGCAACACCGGCUCAGAGACCGCCUCUGCUCAGACAGAAGAUGCUCCGACCAGUGAGCUGUCAGAAGGGCCCAGCAGGGCAAGAGCAGCCCACUGAGCCCAGCACCUGACUGACUGUGAACUAUAAGGCUGCCGUUACAUCAGCUGGCCUCCGAUAUCAUACUCUGUUAACAUACAUUGCACAGUAUCAUCUCAGUUUGUCAAAGCAUUUGAAAUGUGUUCACCUGGGCUCAGUGUUUAACAAGUCUGAGGCAAAGAUGACAUUUUAGUUGAAUACACCAAGGCCCACAAACAUGCGCUGAAUAGAAUUAAAAGAAAAAUACAAAACACUUGAAGCCAGCAAAGCAAUGGCCCAAAAAUCAAAUGGCUGCCAGGUGCACAGCAAAGACCCAUGUCUUGGGCCUUGUUGCCAUUUGGAAGAACCCACAGACACCCUCUUCAGCACAUAUUGAUGCAUAGCUCUGGCACUAUGCCUGGCAGGUUGUCACAAAUAAGGCCUGGCUGUAUGAAAACCGUUGUCACAUGAAACAAACAUUGUUCAGUGUUAUAUUGUCUUUUGUAUUGUAAUGUCAUUGUUGCUUUCAUUGUUAUUUUUGCAUGUUGCAAUUUUUCUUUUUAAAUGAGUUGAGAUAUUUGUGAAGGGUGGAGCUGGGUGACUCAUCUCCUUAGCAGGAGAAUAUUUGUUUACUCUCUGUAUCAGUAUCACAGUGACAGUAUUGUCUCAGGAGGUUGUAGUCAUUAGUAGUAGUUACUUUGUUUAUUUAUUAUCAGCAUUUUAUGAUACUUGUGUAUUGGUUGUCCUGGGCCGAGCCCAGUCCGCUCAUGAGUGUAUCACAUGAUCAUCAGUGCUGUACAAUGCUCGACUGCCGGUGUUCUCAAGUUUGCUAGCUAUCAAUCAAAUCAAAAGCAGUACGCUUAGAACAUUUUUGUGUUAUGGUCAAUAUUGCAAUUUUCAUCAGAAAACUUUUAAAUGUACCGUAAUUGUGUACGCAGUGUAACGAGGUUUGCUUAGACAUGGAUUUUUCACGUUGUAAAACAGCUUGAAGAGCAGUCAUAAACAUGCAGUCUUAAAAUGAAUUUCCUUUUGCAUAUUUAUACCAAUAAACUUUUCUACUC